CCAUCCUCUCUUCCUUCCGUCCCCUUCUUAUACCCCUCAACUCCUAGCUAACCGCCUACUGCCUCGCAUAUUCCGCUCCUUCUCAACAAACCUGAUAAUCUGCAACUAUUUCCCCCCUUUCCUCCGUUUCGCCAACCGAAGCUAUGUCUGACUCUGUCCCCGGCGGCGAAGCCCCUGCUCCGGUCGAGCAUCUCAACAUCAAAGUCACGGAUAACAACAACGAAGUGUUUUUCAAGAUCAAGCGCACAACACAGUUGAAAAAGCUCAUGGACGCUUUCUGCGAGCGCCAAGGAAAGCAGCCAUCGACUGUCAGAUUCCUAUUCGAUGGAACUCGUGUUCGCCCAGAAGAUACCCCUGACACGCUCGACAUGGCCGACGGCGAUACUCUCGAGGUGCACCAGGAACAGAUCGGUGGUUAAAUAGACUACUACCUAUUUCAGAUCACGAAUACUUUUUUAACUUCUGUUUAUUCCCGUCAAGUUCGUUUUUAGUUUUUUUUUUUUUUUUGUCUUUUUUCUUUUCUUUUUCUUUUC
Molecule: messenger RNA, 533 nt
Organism: Aspergillus ochraceoroseus IBT 24754
Lineage: Eukaryota; Fungi; Ascomycota; Eurotiomycetes; Eurotiales; Aspergillaceae
Product: SUMO family protein SMT3
Exons: 3
Coding region: 144-419 (91 amino acids)
Biological process (GO): protein sumoylation
Cellular component (GO): septin ring; nucleus
Molecular function (GO): ubiquitin-like protein ligase binding; protein tag activity
Source: RefSeq, a predicted model, not a curated record